Messenger RNA from Hydractinia symbiolongicarpus, 5929 nucleotides. RefSeq lists its product as uncharacterized. The record is from RefSeq and is a predicted model, not a curated record. The transcript has 6 exons. Bases 1 to 5835 code for a protein of 1944 amino acids. Lineage: Eukaryota; Metazoa; Cnidaria; Hydrozoa; Anthoathecata; Hydractiniidae.
AUGCCUGGCGAAAAUUGCUCUAUAUACGGUUGCACAGUUUCACGAAGGGCUAAAUAUAAAGGUCUAUCUACUUUUAAAGUUCCUGCUGGUGAGAAUCAAUUUGACAAGUCGUGGAGAGAAAAGUUAGUUGAUGUUGUGAUAAGAGAUAGGGAAGUUGAUCAUGCUCUAAGGGAUAGAAUUCAAAGAAAGAAAAUAUAUAUUUGUGAAAAGCACUUCAGCGAAGAUCAAAUGAAUCGUAACCACUCUAGCAGAACCACACUUGUUCCCGGUGCUAUCCCCACAAUAAACCUUCCUAUCAAAAGUUUUCCUUCAUCCUCCACAUCUUCUAAGCCGCGUCAAUCAGCACAAUCAAUUUUGCAGAAAAAAAUUGAACCAGUGGAAAAUGUCAUUACUGAUCAGUACAAGUCAUUUACAGAUUUUAUUUCUAAAACUCAGUUAUUGAAAUUAGUCGGUUGGAGUUUUACCUAUACAAGUGAUUGUGCUUCUUUUGCCUGCCAUGAUGCUAUCCACUCAGUUCCAAAGUAUGAGAUAUAUGUUGAUAAUAAUCUUGUUUUUACUGUUCGUGUUUUAUUAUGGUCUGUUCCUGCUAAACACGACAAACUUAUUACAAUCACAUAUUUAACAAGAUUAAUUAUGGAUUUGAAAUUAUGCCCAGGUUUGACAGACCACUUUGCUGGUAGCUGUCUUGAGCACUGUGUUCCAAAAGUAUUUAACAUCAAGGAUAGUACUAGUGCACCUCUUCAUCAAAGCAAAUGGUAUCGAUCUCCAAAUUGCAUAGUUCUUAUUCCACCUUCUUAUGAAAAAUGCUUGGAAUGUGUUAGGUCGGAGUCAAAAGAAAGCCUAAGUUUGAAAAGGAAAAGGGACAAUUUAAUUUCACCUGCCAAACUUAAAGCACCAAUUUCCAUGACUUCUCCAGACCGAAUCAUAAAAACCCUUCAAAAUCACCGGUUGGAAAAUAAAGAAUUAAAGGAAGAGUUAAAGAAAAUGCAAGAUGAAAUUUCCACUUGUGCAGUUCCAGUCCAAAAAAGUCUUGGUGAUGAUUUCAUAAAAAUUAUGUCAACAACUAAUCGCAAGAUACCACCAUUCAUGAAAUUUUUUUGGGAAGAGCAGCAGAAAUAUUUAUCAUCAUCGAAAACUGGUGUUCGCUAUCAUCCUAUGAUCAUUCGUUACUGCUUGGGUUUAGCUGCAAAAUCCCCCGCCUUUUAUGAUGAGAUUCGUGUUGACGAUAAGAAAGACAGUGUUUUUCUUGUGAGAAGCAUUGUAAAUCCUUUAAAAUUUUCAUUUGCAAAUUUUGCUACUACCAAUGUCACAUCAAUUCAAUUGUUUCCUCUCUUUUGGAAAGCGGUUGGCAUACUGGAGGAAAAAUGUGGCAUAAAAGUUGUUGGUGUCACAAGUGAUGGAGCAUCUCCAAACCGACGAAUGUACCAUAUGCACCUAAACAUGACCCGUGUAGCUGACAUUAAUGCAGGAGUGGACGUAACAUACCGCACUUUGAAUGUUAUGGCGGAUGAGGAACGGUACAUCUACUUCAUCUCAGAUCCACCACACUUAAUUAAAACAGCCCGCAAUUGCCUGAGUAAUUCUCUGGCAGGAAGAUGUACCAGAGGUAUGUGGAAUGAUGGAAGUUAUAUCACCUGGAACCAUAUUUCAAAGUUAUUCCUUGAUGACUUAGACUGUGGAUUACAUCUUGUUCCUAAAAUAACAAAUGACCACAUCAAGUUCACACCAUAUUCAGUCAUGAAUGUACGUCUGGCAGCACAAGUGUUAAGCGAAUCUGUCUUUAACGCUCUUCAAUUAUAUGGACCACCAGAAGCUAAUGCAACUGCCAAAUAUUGUAAUAUGUUCGACCAAUUUUUUGACUGUCUUAACGUCAAGAAUACCAAAGAAGCAGCAAUUAAACGUAAACCAUUUCUUAAACCGUACACAUCUGUUGAUGAUGAAAGAUUCUUAUGGUUGACCGAAACAUUUCUAGGAUAUUUCAAAACAUGGAAGGAUUCAAUUGCUUAUAGGCCUGGUAAUUUUACGGAUAAUACUAGAGCAAAUAUGUUUAUUUCACGGCAAACCUACCAAGGAAUCAAAAUCACUGUCCAUUCUACUGUUGAAUUAAUCCAGUAUUUAAUUAAUAAUGGUGUUCCAUAUGUACUGACAGAAAGAUUUUGUCAAGAUCCCCUUGAAAACUACUUUGGUCGUCAACGUGCCAUUGGUCAUAGGAAAGAUAACCCAUCAAUCCGUGAUUUUGGUUAUAACGACAACACAAUUAGAACACAAAAGAUUUUCCGACCCAUAGCUGGUAACUGUCAUGAAAUUGAUAUUGAAACUGUGCCAUGCCUGCGUAGAGAUCGAGCUUUUUUCUGUUUUGAUGCAAUUUUGUGCAGCUCACAUUUAUCUUUCACAAAUGAAAAAACACGAAUAUGUAAUGUCAGUGGUCAUAAAGCUGACCAAAAAUUUGGGUCUCUUGGCCUAGUCAGAUAUAGCAUUAUCGAAGAACUAGAAACAGAAUUAACUUUUACAUCAACAAAGGCCGGGAAUGCCACACCACAUGGUAUGAAACUAAUGUCAAGUCUUGGAACAGGCGUUGCAUUCGACAACUUUGACAGAUUUGUUGAAACUUUAAGUGGAAAGGAUACCUUGCAUGAUACUGUUGGGAUAGCGUACCAAGUUGUGUCACAAAAUAAUGACAAAUCAUUGGAAGAAGAUGACAAUUCUACCCUUGGCAAUUCUCAGCUAUCUGGAAAGAAAAAACGUAGAUCAUUUCUGGCUGUAGGAUUAGACAUAGAGCCGUACAGAAAAAAACCUAAGAUGUUAACAAGAAUAAUGCUUCCACUAGAUGACCAGAGAAGGGCGUCAGAACCCCUUUCAUAUAUCAAAGCACGCAUGUACGAUACCUUGUGGAUGAUGGAUUUUUAUUUUUCACCCGACACUACACCAAUGUGGGUUGGCUGGAAUUCUAUAAUUUUUCAAAAUACCAACAAUCUGCAAAAAGUUUGGUACCUGCCACAAAUUAAUCAGUCUCCAACUUCUAUAGCUGUAGUAGCAGAAACAUUGAGGCGUGCACAGGUGAUUGCGAAUGAAUGUGGUAAAAAAAACAUUUCAGUAACAUAUGAUCUUGCGAUUGCCAAAGUGGCUAUGCAACUUCAAGCAGAAGAAUCUCCAAAGUUUGACAAUAUAUUUGUCGCUCUAGGUGCAUUCCAUGUAGAGAUGGCCAUGUUUAGCGCAUUUGGCAAGUACAUCGCUGAAUCUGGUGGUCCGCAUAUCCUAAAUGAAGCUGGUGUGAUUGAAAAAGGUUCUCUCAAGUCAUUUUUACUGGGAAAGUGUUACAAGAGAAGUAAAAGAUGUCACCAAAUACUUGCACUUGCAAUGGAGAUUCUUCAUUUUCAAUAUUUUCUUCAAGAAAGAGAGGAAAUUCAAUUAAAAGAAGAUAUCCAAGAAGAAAUCAAGUUCAUAAAAUCCCAAGAACCCUUGAACUUGCAUGAAGGACAUGAAGUAUCCAAAGAAGUCAACAAUGUCUUGCGUGAAUACAGUCAAUUCAGGCAAGAUACAGAGAAAGGAAAUCAUGGUGCAACAGCACAAUAUUGGAUGGGGUACGUCGAGAUGAUUCGACUUUACCAUGAUUUUAGUAGAAGCUUGAGGGAUGGAAACUUUGAUCUGUAUGUGUGCUGCUUGCCUAAAGUCGCAAACUAUUUCUUUAGCAUGAACCAUCCAAAUUACGCUCGUUGGAUUGUCCGUUAUCAUGAUAAUCUUCUCAAACUAAAGGACUCUCAUCCCGAGGUUUACACUGAAUUUCAAAGGGGAUUAUUUUCGCUGCGAAGAACCCAAAAGUCAUUCUCAAGAUUACCAAUCGACUUGACAUUAGAGCAAACGAUAAAUGCAGAUGCUGCAUGUCAGCGAAAAGGUAUAUCAGCUUUAACAAAUUCUAUUUCUGCUCGUCAACGAUGGGCACAAAGUCAUUCUAUUCGAACAAGUAUUGUGUCAUACGUGUUUGAAAAUUUGGGGAUGACAAAACAGGAAGACGUGUCUCAAGAUUUAAAGGCCAGCAGAAUGCGACAAAAUUCUAAAGAUUUACAUCAAGUUAUAAACAUGGUCAAGGAAACCAUGAAUCCAUUUAACGAUGCUAUUGAAAAACAAUAUCUUUUUAAUAUAGCAUCAGGAAAAGCAGCCUCACCAGACACAACAAAGUUUUUGCUCAACAUCGUUAGUGUUGGAAGCAAAGCACGUGAUAAAUUUAUUGACGAAUGUUCUAAAGAUCCAGCAAGAUUCGAAAAACCUAUACGAAGACAAACAUUACACACAUUUGCAACUGGGGGAACGAAGUAUAAUAUUAAAGCUGCUGACAACAAAGUGGUUGCUGUAACGAUGAUGAGAGAUUUGUUUGGUAGCAUCUUGUACCAUUCGCUACAAAGGAAAAUUGAUAUGGCAGAGGUACUGAAGUAUCCUCUAACACCUGUCCCUUUAUCUCUUGGACAUGUUGAUGGCAAAAUGCAAAAGACCCCUAAAGUCAAAUUAUUGAACGAGUUAGAAGCAAAAGUAAAAACUGACGAUCCAAAUCGCGUCGAUGUUAACAUAAUUGAUGGAAUGUUUUUCCUACAUCUUUUUGUUGACCUUCCAGCAACAUUUGGAGCUCUGGCAACAUUCAUUUUGAAACGCGUUUGUGCUAGCAAGGGAAACAUCAUACAUUUUGUUCUAGACAAAAUGGUACACCCGAGUAUCAAGGAUUGUGAAAGGGAUUUGCGAUGUACUGAGAGACAUGGAGCUUAUCAGAUAACUGGACCUGAGCAAAAAAGACCUUCAAACUGGUUGAAUGCAUUGAGAAAUGAUCACUUCAAAGCAGCAUUGGUGGAGUUCUUAGCCUUCUUUUGGGAAAACAACAUGCAUUCAACAGUACUUGGAAACAAAACAGUCAUAAUGAAUCGCAAUGAUACCUGCUACAUGUUUAGAGUUGAAGGAGAGAUCGUGGUCAAAACCGAGAUCGUUAAAUUGUUUUCAACUCAUGAAGAAGCUGAUUCCAGAAUUUUGUACCACCUAUCUUCGAUUCAAACACCAGCAAACGUUGUGAUAAGAACCAUAGAUACUGACGUGCUGAUAAUUGCUCUUGGCUGCCUUAGUAAGUUACCUAACAGCUUGAAUAUUUGGAUGGAAACCGGUGUUUACACUAAAAAUACAUUAAGGUACAUAAGUAUUAAUCAAAUAUACCAGAAAUUGGGCAAAAAUAUUUGCAUGGCCUUGCCAGCAUACCAUGCUUUCACUGGAUGUGACUAUACAGCAUCGUUUAGUAGGAAAGGAAAAAUUCGACCUUUCAAACUACUAGAAAAAAAUGAAAGUGUGCAAGAUGUAUUUAAACAGCUAGGAACAAAUCUUGAUGUCACAGAUGACGCUUUUGCAACGUUGGAAAAAUUUGUAUGCAGCAUGUAUGGAAAAAGGAAUCUAUCAUCUGUAGAUGAAGCUAGGUUGGUAAUGUUUUUGGAAAAGUAUAAACCAAAAGGAGAAAAUGAAGCAAUUUCCUGUGUUAAAAAGUUUGAUGGAAGUUCUCUACCACCUUGUUUACGAGUGUUGCGUCAAAAGAUUUAUCGAACAAAGUAUGUUGCACAGUUAUGGAUGUCAUCAAUAACGUCCGAGCCUCCAAAUCACCUUCCUGAAGACAUGGGUUGGCUGCUGAAAGAUGGCAGCUAUAUCAUUAAGUGGUACGAAGGCGAAAUGUCUCCAAAAGCAGUAGAUGUCACCAGCAAUGAAAAUUAUUAUGGAUUCUCCAGAGAAGUAGAAGAUUUUGAAGGGUUUGAUGAACUGUCAAGUGAUGACGAUUCAGACAGUGAUGACGAAACUAGUGACGAAGACGUGUAAUGAUAAUUUAAGAUGCUGAUGCAGAACAAUAUCAAUCAUGCUGCUAUAACCUAUUGUACAUAUUUAUAUUUUAUUAAAUGCUAUCAGAGCAUUU